Molecule: messenger RNA, 834 nt
Organism: Cylindrotheca closterium
Lineage: Eukaryota; Bacillariophyta; Bacillariophyceae; Bacillariales; Bacillariaceae
Source: the annotation of a GenBank genome assembly
AUGAAGUUCAUCUCCAUAAGACAGCGAAAGACUAAAUUCAGCAACCUCCACAAGAGGAAUAUUUCGAGUCUGACCUUUCCAGAGGAUGUUUCCUCCACAACAAACAGUAUGGAUUCCAAGCAGUCCGAACAAGUCACUCUUCUACAGCUGAGGGAAUUCUGCAAUCUAUUUCACAUUAACCUCACGGAGAUGCAGAUCUAUCGGUAUGCGUGCUUCCAUGAGUUCGACUAUGACCCAGCUCGCAAGGCCAUCGAGAAAAGCUACGACAGUCCAUAUCUCUCUCUUCGCAUGAGCGGGAGAAUGGUGGACCAGUUUCAGACGAGAGCCAUGCUGCCCCUUCAUGGCCUUCGAUCCAAACAGAGAUCCCAAGUCAUUUAUAUGCAUGCGAAAAGGCACCUACACACCAAAGAGAACAGUAAACUCUUCAUUGACAGCUUGUACUACUUGUUGAAUGACAUGAGUAGGACUCAGGAUGACUGCAGAAAUGGGGUAUGCGUCGUUGUCAACAUGAAGGGCUAUGGAAUGAAAAACUAUGAUCUGGACACUGUGAUACAAGCAGCAAAGGCCGCCGAGGGUAGUAUGAUACCAACUCGCUUCACUGAUGUGCUAUUCGUUGACGCUCCAAAGGUAUUCAUGAAUGGCUGGAAGCUAUUGAGACCUAUGCUGGCACCUUGGCUCGCACGAAAAGUGCACUUUAUCAAGCCUGACAAACUUGACAUGUUUUUGAUGGAGGGAUACGAAGAGUUUUUGCCACAAGAGCUCGGCGGCUGGAAAAAUUCGACCGAGCUAGUGGAAGAUUAUGUUGACAAGAAAAUCUAUGAAGAGCGUUCAUGA